Molecule: messenger RNA, 3664 nt
Organism: Sinocyclocheilus anshuiensis
Lineage: Eukaryota; Metazoa; Chordata; Actinopteri; Cypriniformes; Cyprinidae
Product: rhophilin-2-like
Exons: 15
Coding region: 172-2223 (683 amino acids)
Biological process (GO): signal transduction; negative regulation of stress fiber assembly
Molecular function (GO): protein binding
Source: RefSeq, a predicted model, not a curated record
GGAAGUGCAGCGCAAAUAGCGAAUGCUGAAAGUGAUUAGGAGAGUUUGCACAACAGUGAACCAACAACAGACGUCUGAGACUUGAGUGCCUUAGAGACACACACCUAUUGAGCUGCAGGAACGACUUCUGCUUUCUGAAUUUCAUCGAGGCAAUCGGUUGAGAAUUCAGAAAUGACGGACGCUCUUAUUCCCAAUGAUUGCAAGAGCAACGGACCGGUGGAGAAUGGCUACUUUAAAAAGGGAUGUAAUCCAUUUGCUCAGACAGGCCGCAGUAAGCUGCAGAAUAAAAGAGCACGUCUCAACCAGCAAAUCAUCAAGCAGAUGAGGAUGAGAGCUGGAGCAGAGAACCUUCUCAGGGCGACGUCCAAUAAUAAGGUUCGGGAGCAGGUGGUGCUGGAGUUGAGUUAUGUCAACUCAGAUCUGCAGCUUCUUAUGGAGCAGCUGGAAGGUCUCAACAGCUCUGUGGACGUUUAUCAGAACGUACAAGAGACAUCCAGCAUUCCACUCAUCCCUCUGGGACUGAAGGAGACAAAGGAUGUGGAUUUCUCAGUUGCUCUCAAGGACUUCAUCCUGGAACACUACAGUGAAGAUGGCUCAAACUUUCAGGUUGAGAUUGAUGACCUGAUGGACCUGAGACAGGCCUGUCGGACCCCCAGUCGUAAUCCUUCUGGUGUAGAUUUGCUUGCCAGCUACUUCAGUCAACUUUCCUUCUUAGAACCUCGAUUCUUCUCCCCUACACGCCAGAUUGGCAUUUUCUUCACUUGGUAUGACUCUUUUACUGGUGUGCCUGUGUGCCAGCAGAACAUCUCACUGGAGAAAGCCAGCAUACUCUUCAACAUGGCAGCUCUAUGCUCCCAGAUUGGAACCCGCGCCGAAAGACAGACACAAGCUGGACUCGAGGACGCCAUUGCUGCCUUCCAGAAAUCCGCAGGUGUGCUGCACUACCUAAAGGAGACAUUUACACACACUCCCAGUUAUGAUAUGAGCCCUGCUAUGCUGAGCAUGUUGAUCCAGCUGAUGGUAGCACAGGCGCAGGAGUGUAUGUUUGAGCAAAUUACUCUUCCAGGAAUCCGAAAUGAGUUCUUCAGCCUGCUCAAAAUAGCGCAAGAGGCUGCCAAGGUGGGGGAAACCUACAGUGAAGUUCACCAGUCCAUGAUCCAGACCCCCAUUAAGAACAACGUGCCCUUUUUCUGGACCACCAUGUCCGAGCUGAAGACCAAUCACUACAACUCUCUUGCCCAUUACUUUGUCUCCACCGCUCUGCUGGACCACCAUUUGACACCCAGGGAUGACGAGGACAAGCAAGAGAAGGCUCUGUCACAACUAUAUGAUACCAUGCCAGAGGGACGUUCUCCUCUUGACAUUCUAAAGGAUAAGGAGGAGAGACGGCGGAUAGGUAAAGCUCAUCUGCAGCGCUCCAUCAUGGGACACGAAGAGGCCAUCCGCACACAUUCUCGCUGUCGACACCUGCAAAAACUGGACAUCCUGAGUGACAUCCUACAAGCUGGCCUCAAGCGCGCUCUUACCAAGUUUGAACAAAACGACAAGGAAGAUGAGUUCACAGACUACAUGCUUGCGCCAGAUAUCAUCUCUAAAACAGAAAAGAAAGCUGAGAUGGAGAUUCCAGCUGCCACCAAGGUGAAAGUCAAAGACCUAUUCCAGCGGCUGGGGCCUUUGUCAGUGUUCUCAGCAAAGCAGAGAUGGUCAGCCCCGCAGACCAUCAGGCUGAGACUGCAGGACAGAGACCUCGGAUUCACUCUGAAGGGAGAUGCACCCGUUCAGAUACAGUCACUGGAUCCCCUUUGUCCCGCAGCGGCUGAGGGGCUGAAAGAAGGAGAUUACCUUGUUGCUGUGGGCGACACGGAGUGUAAAUGGCUGGGAGUGAGUGAUGUUAUGAAGCUUUUAAAGGAUGUGGAUGAGGAAGGCGUCAACAUCAGAGUGGUCAGCAUAUUGGAUAGCAGCAGCCAACCAAUGCCCACCAAGAGUGCUACAUACGGCGGUCUGCCGAAGACCUACUCUAUGAUCUGCUUGGCACAUGAUGAGGAUGAUAAGAACCCGAAGUCUCGCAAGGUAGCAAAAAAACCGUCAUUCCUCAGCUGGGGUCUCAAGAACAAGCAGAAGAGCAGCAGCACGCUGAGUCUCCCCAAUGCAGAUUACAAUGGACCCUGGAACAGACCCUGCCCUACCUAUCCUAACUCCUAUAACGAAAGUGCCCUCUACUAAACACACAAAACUGGAUUUCUACGUACGCUGAUGGUGUAACAACACUAUAUUACAAGAAACGAGAGAGGGCUUUUUAGAAAGAUUGAAAUUACAGAUGAAAAUGUACAUUUUGCACAGAUCUACAGUAUAAACACAGGUGUAAGCUAUACUUUUAUUCUUUCGUUAGUUUGGUUGUCUAGAAAAUCUCACCAAUAAAUUAAAGGUGGAAAUUAUGUGUUUUAACAAAUCAGUAGAUAAACACACAAUGUGUAUGCUGCUCAGUAUUUUUUUAUUAUUAUUAUUGUUUGUUUGUUUUAUUGUUUUUGUAUUGAACGGUUAAAUGGUGCGAUGAAGGAUUUUUUCUUUUCUUUUUUGGAAAAUUCCACUAAUUAGUGGCACAGACCGGCAUCUUCCUCAAAUAAAAAUGAGGGUUGGUAGAUGGGCAGGUAACCUGUGGCCUUUUUUGAGCCUGUAGCUGACUUGCAGACUACUACAGCAGGUUUCCGUGAUGAUCUGAUAUCAUCGAAAUGGAAAUCUAACUCUGUCAAUCACUGUAGAAGAACAAAAUGUUGGAGAGGGCAGUGAGUAGCUUUUGUCAGAGAAUGUCUAUACAAACAGGAAUAUUAUUUUGUGUAACUCAAGUAUUCACAUACACUGAAGGGAAAUACCAUGAUAGAUAGGGCUGUGUAUAACUUAAAGGUACUGCCAAAUUCAAGCAAGAAGGAUAAAAAAUAUAGCAGUGAAUACAAAUGCCAUUCUUAUUUAACCUUUGUUCCAUGUGUUUUACCUAGCACUUCUUCAGUGUUGGAAUAUUUCACUGUCUACAAAGUAGAUUUUUAUACACAUUUGAUAAUCAAAUAAAUUAUAUGCUAAAUAAAGAGAAAAAAAUAUCUAUAUAAACUUAUGUAUUAAUUUUAAGUAUUAGACGUGUUUAGGUUUUGUAUUGUGAAACUGUAGCCUGAUGUAUAUAAUCAUGGGUUGUUGUUUUUUUGGCUACAUAUCUAUCUUUCUGUUACUUGGUGUAUGCUCUUCUCUUUAUAUUGUAUAGCUCAAAAAGUACAGAUGGCAGCGUGUUUUUUUUCUUAUAUCUUUGACAAUAUUUAACUUUUCAUUUUCUUGUAGAAAACACUGCCUCUCAGAAUCCUAGAAAUCAGAAGCCUUUAAAAAUGCCUUACCACAGUCUACACUGACACAGUCUUAUUUUACUGUGGAUCUCCGCUCCUUGCUUGUAAAUACUUUGUUAUUGUCAAUGAAUGUGUCUUUACCAUUUAUGUUUCUGCAAGUGCCACAUUUGGAAUUAUAAUGACAAACACUCUUCUGAGAGAAUGUUGACAUUGUAAGGUUACAUAUUAAUGAUUCUGUGAAAAACAGUCCUUUUCUUUAGGGUCGGGACAGAAUCUGCAACAGUGCUCUAAAUUCUAACUUGGUUACAAACAUAAUAAUAAAGCAGAUUUCUAGAUUA